Molecule: messenger RNA, 324 nt
Organism: Cydia fagiglandana
Lineage: Eukaryota; Metazoa; Arthropoda; Insecta; Lepidoptera; Tortricidae
Exons: 2
Coding region: 1-324 (107 amino acids)
Source: RefSeq, a predicted model, not a curated record
AUGAAUACCUACGUGAUACUGGUUGCCGUGGUUGCUGUGCUCGCUAAGGGUACUUCAGCAGCAUGCAUCAGCGCCCCCCUCCUAGUGCCCUCUCCCAUCCUCUCCCCCUACGUGAGCGCCCCUCUACUCCCCGCCCCUCUUUUUUCCACCACCACCAUCGUGCAAUCUGAGAGCGUGGCGGACAAACUGUGUAACGUGCUACAGAUGCUACCGAUUGCCAAGCUGUUGAACGACAAGCUAGCGUGCCCCAAUCUGGUUGCUCCCAUCCUGCCCUGCGGUUGCCCGUUGGGGUGCGGAUGCGGUUACGGACCUAUCAUCUUUUAA